Messenger RNA from Linum tenue, 1704 nucleotides. Lineage: Eukaryota; Viridiplantae; Streptophyta; Magnoliopsida; Malpighiales; Linaceae. The record is from the annotation of a GenBank genome assembly.
AAUCCAUAUAACUUGAGGUUUUGAUGGCGACAAAUCGCGUGAACAAGGCUUUCUACCCUUCGUUAUCAUACAGAAAAUAGACUACCCUUCCUCCCUCCAUUGCCAAGCUACCUCAAAGGUAACAUCUUUGGUUCUGCUACCACUUGGGAAGCUUUUAAGUACAAACUCUGAUAAGAGCUCUUCUUCCCCUUGUUCCUCAUAUUACUGACAGUAGUUUGCGUUCCAGAAAAAGCUGCUUUCGCCGAGGAAGGUUGUUGGAGAAUUCAACUGACUGAUGCCGAGUUGCUGCACCAAUGACCCUGCUCGUCAUGCCUUCCAGCCGAAUUCGCAGAAGGAACCGCCGGGUUUCCCCUUCCAGGUAUCGCCGCCAGUUAUGGAACCACAGAGACAGAAUUUGAACCAUCUGUCACAUGGAGCAGCACCAAACAGCACUAUGUUCUGCACAAACUUGCACUCAAAUUCUUCAACUGACCCGGGAAUGGAUCCACGACUUGAAAUCGUUCCACCACCUCCUCCUCAUCAUCAUCAUCAUCGUCAUUAUCAUCCUCUAGCUGAUCAUCAUCAUCAUCAUCAAGCCAACUCUAGGAAAUCUCCAUUCAUUCUUGAUGAUCAAGGCAUGACGAGCAUGGAAGACUUGACAGAUUUCCUUGACAUAGCAGAAGAAAACCCUAGCCAAAACAGCAGCUUUCAUCGAUCGCAUCAGGGUAGAGAUAGUAUAAUGACAUUGAAGGAGACGAUGGGAUAUUUGUCCAAAGAGCUUGAUAUCCCUCUCGAUGAUGACGACGAUGAUGAUCAUCAUUAUGGAAGUCCAGCUCUUGAGGGUAUUUAUGAACCUCUGCCUCGCAAUCCAAGGGUACCUGUUGUUGAAUUGUACAGUAAAAAGUACAGGACUACAGAUGCUUACUUGCCUGGAUCUAGCCAUCAUCAUUCAGAGGCUGCAGGUUAUCAUAAGCAGAGAAUCAGGUGGACGACGGAGCUCCAUGACCUUUUCCUUGGAGCAGUUAGAAUCCUCGGAGGCCCUGAAAUUGCGACUCCAAAGCGCAUAAUGUCGAUUAUGAAUGUCAAGGGCUUAAACAUCUACCACGUCAAGAGUCAUUUACAGAAGUACCGGCUCCAGACACAAGAGAAAAAGCUGCCUAGCCCUGUGGAAAAGAAAACAGCUUCGUCCAACAGUGAUUCUGAUGGAAAUGUGAAUAGAGACAUGGUUGUCACAACAGCUCUACAAAUGCAGAUCGAUGUCCAGAAACUGCUGUACGACCAACUUAAGGCACAAAAGCUCCUUCAGUUGCGCAUAGAGGAGAACGCAGAAUUCCUGAAGAAGUUACUGGAAAAACAACAGAAGUCGAAUCCCAGCCUUGAUUCUCCUUCCUCAUCACAAGUAGAGCUGUCAGGAUCUACCCCAUUUGCUGAUGACUCCUCUUCUGCAAAGGCAACAAAUGUUAGAAGUCAGAGCUCAUCUCAAAUAUCGAGUAAUCAGGAAACUGAUACUACCAGAACUGAAGAUUCGAGGAGCCACAAGCGGGUUCGAGAAGAGAGAGAACAAUCCUAGAUGAUAUCCGGGGAGGGUAGAAGAGUGAUUUUACUUACUGAAGUCGGAUGUAAAUUGUGUGCAGUAUUGCAGCCUUUGCUGUUCAAUCUAUCAUAUGAAUUGAUCGAUUUUGAAAUAACUGCUACAUGUGAAAGAUUGUUAGUGUCCUACAAUUC